GUACGCACUACGGAUAUGGCACAGCAAUGUACGGAUCGCGACUUGCCAAUAGUGUCAGUUCACCACCAAAGAGUGCCCAGACGAGAUGACUCUGCCAAGUACCGUAACUUGUGAGGAUACUUUCUCAUUGCCUUUCAUCGUCAAGCUCUUACCUACAGAUACCUGCCUGGCCUACCUACCCAACGUACAUUGAUGAGGUACAUACCUGGCUGGCUACCUUACCUUACCUUCCAUCACCAUCGGAGCUUCCUUCUUAUUGCUUGCUCGCCUUGCCAAUCAGCCGACUAUUUGAGCAGCUAUUUACCACCUUGCCCGCCCUUCCUCAUCACCCCCCUCUCUUCCUACCUUCCAUUUCGCCCACCUGCUUCUCUCUUCCCUCCUCCAACUCAAACCACUCGACGAUCCCCCGACUCUCCACUCAUCUCACCUCCACUCACCUUCCGUCAAAAUGCCUGCCAUCAACACCAUCGUCGCCCGCGACGCCGUUCACCAGCUCGCCAAGCGCGAAAACUGGGCCAAGAAGGAGGCCGGAGUCGUCGUCGUCUUCUGCAUUAUCUUCAUCGUCGCCCUCGGAAUCUCUGGUCUCAUGAUCUCCAAGUGCCUCGCCAGGCGCAAGGCAGAGAGACAGGCCAAGGAGUCCCAGGCCGCUUAAGCAAGACCUCUUGCCUCUCAUGGAGAUUACAAGAGGGAAGCUCAGCCGGGGAAGUAAUGAAUCAAUCUUCAAGUUGGACGCGCUUUGAAGUCGGUAGCAGGACGACGCUCUCUUACUCACUUACACAUACGUCACAUUCGAAGAGAGAGUCGCGACUGGCUACAUGUGGAGGAGCCAGCAUCAUCUGUCGACAGCAAUCACGUUCACACCACACACAUCACGCGGAUCACUCACUACCAACCGAUCGUCGGUUUCGAUUCUCGACACUCCGUCAUAGUCUGCAGGAUUGGGGUCUCACGAAAGGCGUGUACUGAAGAAAAGACAUCCGGGCUGUACAUAGCAGCAUCACGACUACACGGGGGUUAACGCGCCAGGAGGCGGCUGUAUGUCAAUCGCGACGCCGCAGAUACCUAUUUCACACCAAUUUUAAUGAUACC
Messenger RNA from Colletotrichum phormii, 1089 nucleotides. RefSeq lists its product as uncharacterized. The coding region runs from base 193 to 966 and encodes 257 amino acids. Lineage: Eukaryota; Fungi; Ascomycota; Sordariomycetes; Glomerellales; Glomerellaceae. The transcript is spliced from 2 exons. The record is from RefSeq and is a predicted model, not a curated record.